Messenger RNA from Carassius carassius (crucian carp), 5657 nucleotides. RefSeq lists its product as uncharacterized. NCBI's taxonomy places the organism in Eukaryota, Metazoa, Chordata, Actinopteri, Cypriniformes, Cyprinidae. The record is from RefSeq and is a predicted model, not a curated record. Bases 42 to 5651 code for a protein of 1869 amino acids. The transcript has a single exon.
AUGAUGCAUUAAAAUCUAGCCAUAUCAGUGCAAACACCAGUAUGAUGGGUUCAUCGUUCCUCGAUCAAGGAACUUUAGAUAUGGCUGGUGAUUUUGGCUAUCAUGAACAUUUAAUGGAGGUAGAUAAACAGGACAAUGUGAGCAAUAUUAGUGAAGAGGGAAAAGAGCAAAUGAACAGUGAAACUGAUGCAUUGAUCGAUUCAACGAAUGAGUUGGAUAGACAGGAAGAAAUUGAACCAGAGAAUGAGAUGAAAGUGGUGAGCCCUGACUCUGAGGAGGAAGAAAAGGAUGAAAUGAACAUUAAUGCUGGCAAAAAUAAUAAAAAAGAACAUGAAAAUGUGACUGAAAUAGAAGAAGAGAUAGAAGUGAUUAAGAUUAAAAGUGACUUUUCUAUGCUGGAUGAAGGUGUAGAUUCUUCUAUGAACAGUGAUCAUCAGGAGAGUUUAGAAAAGACUGUACUGCCAACUGAACCCCAUUCAGAUCAGACAGUAAAUGAAGAAGAUCUUUCGAAACCAGAAGAUACUGAGAUUAAGGAGGAUGAACCGAUACGGUUCAAAAAAGCUCAGAUGGUUGAAUGUAAAACUGAUGCAUCUGCAUUCAUAAGUGUGUCAGCUGACCAACAAAGUAACUUGUCCCAAACUUCAGAGACAGAAAUCUGGGCUGGUCCAUUCACAGAUCCUGCAGGGGAUUCAGAAGAAGGGAAGGAUGAGGACACUGAAGUGUCUUUUGAAAUGGCCCAGUUCUCACAUGCACCUAAGGUUGCUUGUGAAGAAAAUAAAACCGUAGCAAAGGACAAAAAUGAUGAUGCCUCUGAGAUGGAAGUAAGAUCAGAGAACAUCUGUGAAAGCCACUUAUUUGCAUAUGGAGAUGCAGAGAAUGAUGAUGAUGAUGCAUUAAAAUCUAGCCAUAUCAGUGCAAACACCAGUAUGAUGGGUUCAUCGUUCCUCGAGCAAGGAACUUUAGAUAUGGCUGGUGAUUUUGGCUAUCAUGAACAUUUAAUGGAGGUAGAUAAACAGGACAAUGUGAGCAAUAUUAGUGAAGAGGGAAAAGAGCAAAUGAACAGUGAAACUGAUGCAUUGAUCGAUUCAAUGAAUGAGUUGGAUAGACAGGAAGAAAUUGAACCAGAGAAUGAGAUGAAAGAUGUGGGCCCUGACUCUGAGGAGGAAGAAGCGGAUGAAAUGAACAUUAAUGCUGACACAAAGGUUACAAAAGAAGAUACAAAUGUGACUGAAAUAGAAGAAGUAGAGAUAGAAGUGAUUAAAAGUGACUUUUCUAUGCUGGAUGAAGGUGUAGAUUCUUCUAUGAACAGUGAUCAUCAGGAGAGUUUAGAAAAGACUGUACUGCCAACUGAACCCCAUUCAGAUCAGACAGUAAAUGAAGAAGAUCUUUCGAAACCAGAAGAUACUGAGAUUAAGGAGGAUGAACCGAUACGGUUCAAAAAAGCUCAGAUGGUUGAAUGUAAAACUGAUGCAUCUGCAUUCAUAAGUGUGUCAGCUGACCAACAAAGUAACUUGUCCCAAACUUCAGAGACAGAAAUCUGGGCUGGUCCAUUCACAGAUCCUGCAGGGGAUUCAGAAGAAGGGAAGGAUGAGGACACUGAAGUGUCUUUUGAAAUGGCCCAGUUCUCACAUGCACCUAAGGUUGCUUGUGAAGAAAAUAAAACCGUAGCAAAGGACGAAAAAGAUGAAGCCUCUGAGAUGGAAGUAAGAUCAGAGAAUAUCAGUGAAAGCCACUCAUUUGCAUAUGGAGAUGCAGAGAAUGAUGAUGAUGAUGAUGAUGAUGCAUUAAAAUCUAGCCAUAUCAGUGCAAACACCAGUAUGAUGGGUUCAUCGUUCCUCGAGCAAGGAACUUUAGAUAUGGCUGGUGAUUUUGGCUAUCAUGAACAUUUAAUGGAGGUAGAUAAACAGGACAAUGUGAGCAAUAUUAGUGAAGAGGGAAAAGAGCAAAUGAACAGUGAAACUGAUGCAUUGAUCGAUUCAAUGAAUGAGUUGGAUAGACAGGAAGAAAUUGAACCAGAGAAUGAGAUGAAAGUGGUGAGCCCUGACUCUGAGGAGGAAGAAAAGGAUGAAAUGAACAUUAAUGCUGGCAAAAAUAAUAAAAAAGAACAUGAAAAUGUGACUGAAAUAGAAGAAGAGAUAGAAGUGAUUAAGAUUAAAAGUGACUUUUCUAUGCUGGAUGAAGGUGUAGAUUCUUCUAUGAACAGUGAUCAUCAGGAGAGUUUAGAAAAGACUGUACUGCCAACUGAACCCCAUUCAGAUCAGACAGUAAAUGAAGAAGAUCUUUCGAAACCAGAAGAUACUGAGAUUAAGGAGGAUGAACCGAUACGGUUCAAAAAAGCUCAGAUGGUUGAAUGUAAAACUGAUGCAUCUGCAUUCAUAAGUGUGUCAGCUGACCAACCAAGUAACUUGUCACAAACUUCAGAGACAGAAAUCUGGGCUGGUCCAUUCACAGAUCCUGCAGGGGAUUCAGAAGAAGGGAAGGAUGAGGACACUGAAGUGUCUUUUGAAAUGGCCCAGUUCUCACAUGCACCUAAGGUUGCUUGUGAAGAAAAUAAAACCGUAGCAAAGGACAAAAAUGAUGAUGCCUCUGAGAUGGAAGUAAGAUCAGAGAACAUCUGUGAAAGCCACUUAUUUGCAUAUGGAGAUGCAGAGAAUGAUGAUGAUGAUGCAUUAAAAUCUAGCCAUAUCAGUGCAAACACCAGUAUGAUGGGUUCAUCGUUCCUCGAGCAAGGAACUUUAGAUAUGGCUGGUGAUUUUGGCUAUCAUGAACAUUUAAUGGAGGUAGAUAAACAGGACAAUGUGAGCAAUAUUAGUGAAGAGGGAAAAGAGCAAAUGAACAGUGAAACUGAUGCAUUGAUCGAUUCAAUGAAUGAGUUGGAUAGACAGGAAGAAAUUGAACCAGAGAAUGAGAUGAAAGAUGUGAGCCCUGACUCUGAGGAGGAAGAAGCGGAUGAAAUGAACAUUAAUGCUGACACAAAGGUUACAAAAGAAGAUACAAAUGUGACUGAAAUAGAAGAAGAAGAGAUAGAAGUGAUUAAAAGUGACUUUUCUAUGCUGGAUGAAGGUGUAGAUUCUUCUAUGAACAGUGAUCAUCAGGAGAGUUUAGAAAAGACUGUACUGCCAACUGAACCCUAUUCAGAUCAGACAGUAAAUGAAGAAGAUCUUUCGAAACCAGAAGAUACUGAGAUUAAGGAGGAUGAACCGAUACGGUUCAAAAAAGCUCAGAUGGUUGAAUGUAAAACUGAUGCAUCUGCAUUCAUAAGUGUGUCAGCUGACCAACAAAGUAACUUGUCCCAAACUUCAGAGACAGAAAUCUGGGCUGGUCCAUUCACAGAUCCUGCAGGGGAUUCAGAAGAAGGGAAGGAUGAGGACACUGAAGUGUCUUUUGAAAUGGCCCAGUUCUCACAUGCACCUAAGGUUGCUUGUGAAGAAAAUAAAACCGUAGCAGAGGACAAAAAAGAUGAAGCCUCUGAGAUGGAAGUAAGAUCAGAGAAUAUCAGUGAAAGCCACUCAUUUGCAUAUGGAGAUGCAGAGAAUGAUGAUGAUGAUGAUGAUGCAUUAAAAUCUAGCCAUAUCAGUGCAAACACCAGUAUGAUGGGUUCAUCGUUCCUCGAGCAAGGAACUUUAGAUAUGGCUGGUGAUUUUGGCUAUCAUGAACAUUUAAUGGAGGUAGAUAAACAGGACAAUGUGAGCAAUAUUAGUGAAGAGGGAAAAGAGCAAAUGAACAGUGAAACUGAUGCAUUGAUCGAUUCAAUGAAUGAGUUGGAUAGACAGGAAGAAAUUGAACCAGAGAAUGAGAUGAAAGUGGUGAGCCCUGACUCUGAGGAGGAAGAAAAGGAUGAAAUGAACAUUAAUGCUGACACAAAGGUUACAAAAGAAGAUACAAAUGUGACUGAAAUAGAAGAAGUAGAGAUAGAAGUGAUUAAAAGUAUCUUUUCUGGGCUGGAUGAAGGUGUAGAUUCUUCUAUGAACAGUGAUCAUCAGGAGAGUUUAGAAAAGACUGUACUGCCAACUGAACCCCAUUCAGAUCAGACAGUAAAUGAAGAAGAGCCUUUCCCUGAUGAAGCUGUGGGAGAAGAAGAGAACCAAGGUGAAGACGAUGACUCCCCAAACAUAGCCUUUUGGAGAACCGAUCCUGGUGAGUGUGACAGCUACAGUCAGGAGAACACACUGGCAGACACUCAGCCCUUGAUUCAUUAUAAGAGUGAUGAGGAAACAAAAGGGAAUGUGCAAGCCUCACACCUCAUUGGUGAGACUAGUGAUAGUGAGGAUGAGAAAGAAAGAAUGGAAGGAGGCAACUUGAAAGAGGGGGCAUCCAAACACUUCAACACCAUGGAGGAUCUCACAGAAGAACCAGACAUGGAGGUCACUGGAGAGAUGGUGACAGAAGAUAAUGCUUCUAAAGAAGAAGUGCAAGAGAGUGAUAUAACAUGCAUAAAGCCUCAAAGUGACUCUGAAGUCCACGAAGGAAUUGAGCUCAAGGGAAACCUGGAAGAAGAUAGUGAUUUUAUUACAGAGAUGAGGAAAGAUGAAGAUCAUGAUGUCAAAGUUUAUGGGCAAUCACAACUGACUGAAAACCAGCAUAUGCACACUGAACAGCCUGAGGAUGAAGCAGUUCAUUCAUAUGAAAGUCAAGAACAUCCAAUCUCAUUCCCUGAAACAUCUCAUCAACUUAAAAACCUCUUUGAAACUCCAUCAACUCUGACCAUGUUCCAAGAUGCAGUUGCAACCAAAAAUUCAGAAGAUCUUAUGGAAGCUUCCAUGCACACCAACGUGGAUCUCAAGCUGAGUCGCUCUUUGGAAAGUAAAAUAAGUAGUCAACCUGACAGUAUGACAUCAGACAUUCCCAACUCAGACCAGGAAGAGGGCAAUAGCUCAGAAGAUGAGUCUCCAAAUGCCAGCCAGUGUUUCCAGAGCACAAGCCUUUUAACAGUGGCUACUCUUAAUAAGCUGCCAUUCACUUUCACUAAUGGAGUCAAGGCUGACUCUGUGUCUGACGUCAACUAUUUGCAUGAAGAAGCAGUUAGUAUGGAGAAGAACACUGAAGAACCUAAAACCCCUCAGACUGAUGACUGGGAGAAUUCUGACAUCUGGAGCAAAAGCAUGAAUGCUCCAGAUGCGACUGAGAUCAUGCAUGCAUCAAGUAUUGAUGAAAAUACAGGCGUUUUCCCAGUAAAUGAGACUGAGAGUUUAGAAAUUCCAAAUAAAAUGGCAGAAAACAUCUUUGGAAAAUUUGAAGAACAAUUUGAAAGGACAGUGGAGAGCUUUUCAGAAAAAGUGCUGACUGUGAUGGACUGUGAGAGAACCAGUUCGGGAGAUAAUGAGGAAUUUCAGUCAAAGGAAAAGAAAAGUGAGAUUCAUAGCUUUUUCAGCACUAGUAUGAAGGAGGAUUUUUGGAGUCAGGGGAAAUUGGAGAUGGUAGCUACCUAUGACCCUGCCAAGACUGAAGACAUAAACCAGGCCAUGGUCUUUGGAGAGGAGUGGAGAGAUAUGGAGAGAAUGCCAACAGCAAAUUUAAGUCCUAAAGAAAAGAUGGCCAUUCUCAAAGGACAGGAUGAGAAGCACAAAGAUAAAAAGCCAACACAAGGCAAGAUGGUCUUAUCUGAUGACUCUGUUGAUGAGGGAGAUUCCUGGUCUUCUGGUGAUGAGUAGCAGCUU